AUUUGACGUUUUGCAGGGACCAUUUUAGAGAGAGAAGGGACGAGUAGAGAAGAGAAAGGAGAGAGAGAGAGAGAGAGAGAGGCUCUUUAUUAUAACUUCCAUAUGGAUCAAAGGCAGACACACUGCAUGAGUUGUCGCUGUAAUUGUGAAGAGUUUGAAAACAGAGGAGAAAGAAGAUUACAACAUUUUCAAGCACGAAGAAAGAUAGAAGAGAGAAGAGAAAAAGGGAAAAAAGAAAGAAAGAAAAAGCUUAAUUGUCAGUUUAUUCUCUGCAAACGUGCGGCCUAAGUAACAACACAUGUCGAAUUACGGAGUGAAAGAGCUCACAUGGGAAAAUGGGCAAUUAACGGUCCAUGGUCUAGGCGAAGAAGUCGAACCAACCACCUCGGCUAACCCUAUCUGGACCCAAAAUCCCAAUGGGUGUGAGACUUUGGAGUCUGUGGUCCACCAGGCGGCUAUGCAGCCAAGCAAGCUGCAGCUGCAGAGCCAGAAUGGUCCAGGCCAUAAUUCUAAGAGCAAGGACGGAUCUUGCUCAAGAAAACGCGGUUAUCCCCAAGAUAUGGACUGUUGGUUCGCUGUUCAAGAGGAGAGCCAUAAAGUUGGUCACAGCGUGACUGCAAGUGCAAGUGGUACCAAUAUGUCUUGGGCGUCUUUUGAAUCUGGUCGUAGCUUGAAGACGGCUAGAACCGGAGACAGAGACUAUUUACUCUCUGGAUCGGAGACUCAAGAUACUGAAGGAGAUGAACAAGAGACGAGAGGGGAAGCUGGAAGAUCUAAUGGAAGACGGGGACGAGCAGCAGCGAUUCACAACGAGUCUGAAAGGAGACGGCGUGAUAGGAUAAACCAGAGGAUGAGAACACUUCAGAAGCUUCUUCCUACUGCAAGUAAGGCGGAUAAAGUCUCGAUCUUGGACGAUGUCAUCGAACACUUGAAACAGCUACAAGCACAAGUUCAGUUUAUGAGCUUAAGAGCCAACUUGCCACAACAGAUGAUGAUGCAGCAACUACCUCCACCACAAUCAGUUCUCAGCAUCCAACACCAACAACAACAGCAGCAGCAGCAGCAACAACAACAGCAACAGCAGUUUCAGAUGUCGUUACUUGCAACAAUGGCGCGAAUGGGAAUGGGAGGCGGUGGCAAUGCUUAUGGAGGUCUAGUACCUCCUCCUCCUCCACCACCAUUGAUGGUGCCUCCUAUGGCAAACAGAGACUGCACCAGUGGUUCUUCACCCGCUUUAACUGAUCCGUACAGUCUUUAUCUAGCACAGACAAUGAACAUGGACCUUUACAACAAAAUGGCUGCAGCCAUCUACAGACAACAGUCUGAUCAGACUACAAAGGUAAAUGCGGGCAUGCCCUCAAGUUCUUCGAAUCACGAGAAAAGAGAUUAGUGUAGCUGAGUAUUAAUGAGCCAUAUAUAGAUCUUUAAAGAUCGAUGUGUCGUGAUUGUAAAAAACAAACUGUUUUUGACUAUGAAAACAGAUUUGCAGAGAUAAAACUUGAAAGCUUCUCUUCAGUUAUCAUAUUUAGUCAUGGUUAAAGU
Eutrema salsugineum is the source of this 1542-nucleotide messenger RNA. RefSeq names its product transcription factor PIF7. The transcript is spliced from 6 exons. The record is from RefSeq and is a predicted model, not a curated record. Gene Ontology annotation, cellular component: nucleus. NCBI's taxonomy places the organism in Eukaryota, Viridiplantae, Streptophyta, Magnoliopsida, Brassicales, Brassicaceae. The coding region runs from base 299 to 1390 and encodes 363 amino acids. Gene Ontology annotation, molecular function: protein dimerization activity.